Molecule: messenger RNA, 1521 nt
Organism: Truncatella angustata
Lineage: Eukaryota; Fungi; Ascomycota; Sordariomycetes; Amphisphaeriales; Sporocadaceae
Product: cytochrome P450
Exons: 4
Coding region: 1-1521 (506 amino acids)
Molecular function (GO): iron ion binding; monooxygenase activity; oxidoreductase activity, acting on paired donors, with incorporation or reduction of molecular oxygen
Source: RefSeq, a predicted model, not a curated record
AUGACUAUCCUGAUCAAUAACUGGCACUCCUUUGGCGCAGUCGCUGUGGGUGCUUUCUUAUAUGGCUUCUAUCUGUACUUCGCACACCCUUUGAGUCGAUACCCUGGGCCCUUACUCGCUAAAUUCACAGACUACUGGCGUUUCCAAGAUGUUCGUGGACGCCAAAGUCAUUUGACGAUGAUUAGGCUGCACGAAAAAUACGGCCCAUUGGUGCGCACCGGACCCAAUACGCUCAGCAUUGCAGAUCCGGCCUAUAUCCCAAAAAUCUAUGGCCCAGGCCAUGGCUUCUUAAAGAGCGCAUUCUACCUGCCCUUUCAAGGUUGGGUGGGUAAUACCAUCGGGUAUAACCUGUUUACUACACGCGACGCACAUUACCAUUCAGCUAUCAAACAGCCAGUAGCCAACGCGUAUGGAAUGAAAUCUGCGCUGGAGUUUGAGCCAAUCGUCGAUGACUGUAUUGUCAAAUUUGUGCGAAGGCUCGAUGAUGAGACAAUGGGGCCGAAGGGCAAAAAGGCAUGCGAUUUGGCCGCGUGGAUGCAAUAUUACGCAUUUGAUGUGAUUGCUAUCAUGACUUGGGGAAAACCUUUUGGUUUCCUCGAUCGUGGCAAGGAUGUGGACAAUAUGAUUAGUCGGCUUGACAAAAGGCUAGACCAGAUUGCUCCAAUGUCUCAGAUGCCUUGGAUCGACUGGCUUAAAACCAAAAAUUGGGUUGUGAAUCUCUUUCGAGACAAGACCAACGGCUUUGCCAUCUUUACCGCCGCGCUAAUCGAGGACCGUCGAAAGGAAAUGGCGCAAAUUACUGAACAACCCGGACCGCGCUUGUUUAUUGAUAGGUUCUUUGAGGCUCAACGCACGCACCCCAGUGUCGUGGACGAUCGCACCGUAGUAAUCUAUACGACGAGUAAUGUUAUGGCAGGAUCCGACACAGUGGCCAUUACACUGCGUGCUAUCUUCUAUAUGGUACUUCGGGACAACAAUGUGCGAAGACGACUGGUUGAGGAGAUUGACGCUGCUGGUCUUAGUUUUCCUGUAACAUGGGAAGAAAGCCAGCGAUUACCCUAUAUGAACGCAGUUAUCCAGGAGAGUCUCCGAAUACACCCACCUGUGGGACAUGCGCUGGAGCGUGUGGUACCGACGGAUGGUUUAACGAUGCUAGACGGAAUGAUAAUUCCCUCGGGCUGCCAAGUGGGUGUUCACCCAUGGGCAGUGCAUCAUAUCGAUCCAAUAUGGGGUACAAACCCUAAGAAAUUCAAGCCCGAGCGUUGGCUACAGGCCGCUGAGGAAUCGGCGGAAGAGUACCAAAACCGUGUUGCGGCGAUGAAACGAGCAUCAUUGGCGUUCGGCGCCGGAUCGCGAGGGUGUAUGGGGCGGCAUCUGAGUAUAGUUCAAAUUGCCAAGUUAGUCCCAAGUAUAUUCAUGAAGUUCCGUUUUGACCUGGUGGACGAGAGUCGUGAUUGGGAGGUUGUUUGUAGUUGGUUCGUGCGACAGUCUAGGAUGGAUGUCUUCAUUGGACGAAGGUAA